Molecule: messenger RNA, 902 nt
Organism: Nanorana parkeri
Lineage: Eukaryota; Metazoa; Chordata; Amphibia; Anura; Dicroglossidae
Gene: SOWAHD
Product: sosondowah ankyrin repeat domain family member D
Exons: 1
Coding region: 14-862 (282 amino acids)
Molecular function (GO): protein binding
Source: RefSeq, a predicted model, not a curated record
ACAAAACAAUAGCAUGAAACAGACGAGUGGCUGUGAACAGCAAGAGCCUGCGAUUCCUAAAAUGCGAGACACAAGAAGCAUGAAGAGGGUGCAAAGUCUAAGCAGGACUCCAUCACCUGCUACAAUAAGCAAAAGAAAAAGAGGCAUAAGAGGGAGUCUGUGGAGCACAACUGGAUCCCUGCCGUUUGUGGGAGCUUGGAUCUCAGCAGCUACUUUUGAUGUUGUCGAUGGUGAGGAGCAGCAGCAGCAACUGGACUACGGGGAAAAUGGCAUAGUACUUGACCCGGUUGAGCAUGCCUGGAUGCUAAUGGUAGCAGAAGGCAACUUUGAUGAGCUGCAGGAGUCUUUACAGGAGGAUCCUACUUUGCUUUAUAAGAGAGAUUUUGUGACUGGUUAUUCUGUUAUUCACUGGAUAGCAAAACAUGGCCAUCAUGAGGACCUAAUACAACUUAUGGAUUUUGCCUCAGCCAGUGGCUACAUCAUAGAUGUCAAUACCCGUGCCAGCGGGGGAUUAACUCCCCUCCAUAUUGCAGCUCUUCAGGGACAUGCCAUGGUCAUCAAAGUACUGGUGGGUGCGUACAAUGCAGAUGUCCAUAUUCGGGACCAUAAUGGACGGAAAGCUUGGCAGUGUCUAAAGCCUGGUGCUGAUAGCAAGCUUCUGAUACUCUUGGGGGCUCCUGAAGAAGAGGAAACUGGUGCAAUGGCUGCAAGGAAUAACAAUAAUAACAGUCAUGUAAACAUACUUCGAAAUAUUGUGCCAUGGGACAGUGAUGAAACUGAUUCUACUGCUAAAAUGACAAUGGCUGUAGCACCUAUCAGGAACUUUUUUAAAAAUGCCUAUAGUUUUCUAAAAAAGUGGUAACUAUUGGCAUGCUGCAACACAAUGGCAUGAGCAAUUUAGA